UAACAGAAAUAGACUUAAAUAAAAAUGUAUUAUUAUUAACAAAUUACCAAUAAAAUGUAAUCCAAAAAAGUGUUAAUCUAAGUUAAACCGAAAUAUAUUACGUGCUAUUGAAUAAAAAGCUAGAAUAUAAAUUGUCAAACUUAACCUAAAAAACAGCUAAAGAUAUAUAUUUUUGUUUGGCUUCGUUCUGUUGAGUUGUUGUGACGAUAUGGCACUUCAGUUGUCCCGACGCGAGGUGGAGGAACUCCGGUCGUCAAUAGACCGUGCCAUAUACAGGACUAUAGGAAAAUCGGAUAACUCAAUUCUAUCGACUGUUUCGUCGUGUUUGACGAACGGAUAUGAACGUAGAAAAAUUAUUGACCGACUUUCAUCGCACAUAGACUCCAAAAAGGCAAGCAAACUAACCGAUAAGGUCAUAGCAUUGGCCCAGGAACUGAUAACGUCAUCAAAAACUUCAUCGAAAAGGAAACAUGAGAGUGAUAGAGACAGAGAUGGUAAGAGAUCCCGGUACGAAGAUUCAAAACAAGAGGAGAAAGUUUAUGUGGAGAAAAAAGAUGUGGAGGAAAAGAAUGGAACUGAUGAUCUUCCCGCUAUUCCCGAAGGAGAGACUCCAGGAUCGAAGAUGGCUAUCCUGAGUGCAGACAGGAUUAAGUUAAUGAUGGCCAACGCUCAGAAAGAGAUAGAGGAACGCAAGAGAGCUCUUCAAGUGCUGAAGGGGGUUGAGACCAAACCGAGUGUUAAUGCUGCGGUGGCUGCGGCCCAACACCUGAAAGUGCAGAUGCAGCAGAACAAUGCGAUACCCCCACCGAGUGUAAUCAAACCUGUACUCUAUUCAAAGCCUGAAACUUUGCCGUUAUCACGCGAAGAAUUAGAGAAGCAAAGGAAGAUAGCCGAGCUGCAAGCAAGGAUACAGCGGAAACUUGCAGGGGGUGCCUUAUCAUCGACGCCGGGCUCGGGGCCCGCCCCCUUGAUCUUGGACCGUGAGGGUCGCACCGUGGACACCACGGGCAGGAUAGUUCAACUGACCCACGUGGCUCCCACGCUUCAGGCGAACAUUAGAGCGAAGAGACGCGAAGAGUUCAAAGCCCAGCUGUCCGGUCCCACUGAGGAGGUGGGUCCGGAGUCGUCCCGCUGGGUGGACCCGCGCGUGUCCUCGCGCCCCCACGCGCGCGCCAAGCGGCCCCUGCGCUUCCACGAGCCCGGCAAGUUCCGCCAGAUGGCCGAGAGGCUCAGGAUGAAGGCGCAACUGGAGAAGCUGCAGAACGAGAUAUCCCAGAUAGCGCGGAAGACCGGCAUCUCGUCCGCCACCAGGUUAGCGCUGCUGGCGGCCGACGCGCCCGACGCCGACGGACCCCCCGACGUGGAAUGGUGGGACAGCGUGAUCCUGAUGACGGCGGACGAGAGGGAGUCGAAGCGGCGCGGGGCCGGCGCUGAUGGGCGCACGGACGAGCAGCGCGUGGACGCCUGCAACACGGGCGAGGACGACAUAGUGGACAACAUCAACGAGGAGGCCAUCACCAACCUUGUGGAGCACCCGCAGCAGCUCAGGCCGCCCACGGAACCUCUCAAGCCGACGUUCAUGCCGGUCUUCCUGACGAAGAAGGAGAGGAAGAAACUGCGACGCCAGAGCAGACGGGAGGCUUGGAAGGAGGAGCAGGAGAAGGUCAGGCUCGGACUGGAAGCGCCACCAGAACCAAAGCUCAGGAUCUCGAAUCUGAUGCGAGCUUUAGGCACCGAAGCGGUGCAGGACCCCACGGCGAUCGAGGCCAAGGUCAGGGAGCAGAUUGCGAAGAGACAGAAGACGCAUCUGGAAGCGAACAAGGCGAGAGCUCUCACCAAGGAACAGAAGAGGGAGAAGGUUGACCGCAAGCUGCAGGAGGACACGUCGGCCGGGGUCCACGUGGCCGUGUACAGGAUCCGUGAUCUGUUCGAGUGCGCGUCGGCCAAGUUCAAGGUCGAGGUGAACGCUCAGCAGCUCCACAUGAGCGGCUGCGUGCUGCUGCACCGGGGCUGCUGCGUGGUGGUGGCAGAGGGGGGCCCACGCCAGCACGCCAAGUACAAGCGGUUGAUGCUGCACCGCAUUAAGUGGGAGGAGGACACCGUUAAGGACGCCGAGGGCUGCGACGUUCCUAACUCCUGUCACCUGGUCUGGGAGGGCACCACCAAACAAAGGGCCUUCGGGGAGAUCAAGUUUAAGGUGGUACCGACAGAGAAACAAGCGCGCGAGCAUUUCCAAAAACACGGCGUCGAACAUUACUGGGACCUGGCGUACAGCAGUGCGGUCCUCGGACCCACUAUAGAGGAGCCGUGAAAAUUGAUGGAUAAUAAAUAAGUUUAAUAAAGAAA
Bombyx mandarina (wild silkworm) is the source of this 2346-nucleotide messenger RNA. It is a transcript of the gene Prp3, whose product is annotated as pre-mRNA processing factor 3. Gene Ontology annotation, cellular component: U4/U6 x U5 tri-snRNP complex. The record is from RefSeq and is a predicted model, not a curated record. Lineage: Eukaryota; Metazoa; Arthropoda; Insecta; Lepidoptera; Bombycidae. Gene Ontology annotation, biological process: mRNA splicing, via spliceosome.